Carassius auratus (goldfish) is the source of this 1901-nucleotide messenger RNA. RefSeq names its product syntaxin-3-like. Gene Ontology annotation, cellular component: SNARE complex; postsynapse; endomembrane system. Gene Ontology annotation, biological process: intracellular protein transport; vesicle fusion; exocytic insertion of neurotransmitter receptor to postsynaptic membrane. The transcript has 11 exons. Lineage: Eukaryota; Metazoa; Chordata; Actinopteri; Cypriniformes; Cyprinidae. Gene Ontology annotation, molecular function: SNAP receptor activity; SNARE binding. The coding region runs from base 372 to 1235 and encodes 287 amino acids. The record is from RefSeq and is a predicted model, not a curated record.
GAGAGAGAGAGAGAGCGUGCACGAGCAUGCGUGAAAGAGCAGCUCUCUGAGGGCGAUUAUAACGAGAAAAGAGGGAGAGGGAGGAAGACAGAUUAAACAGACUGAACGCAACUGUUGUUUUAAUCCUCUGAGCGGAUAGAUUUAGAGAAAAAACCCUCCUGAAUUGGAGAAGAGCAGCCAUAUUGCAUGGACCUUCGGUGGAGUAAUAAUACGAGUCACCGGAGCAGAGAUACACGGAGUUCACGAGCAAACGAUCCGCUCAGCAGCCGACUGACUACUCGUACACAGCACUUUCCCGUUUCAUUUGACUUUCUCCUAUUUAUUAUUUAUUUAUUUUAUUUUUAAGAUAGUGUUAAGCAGUAGAUUGAAAGAUGAAGGACCGACUGGAGCAACUAAAGGCGACUUGCGAUCAUGAUGAUGAUGAUGUUGAGAUCGCUGUGGACAACGCUGCCUUUAUGGAUGAGUUCUUCUCCCAGAUCGAAGACAUCAGGAACAGCAUUGAUAAGAUCGACGAGAAUGUGGCCGAAGUGAAGAAACUCUACUCGGUUAUUCUUUCUGCACCAACAUCAGACCAGAAAACGCAGGAUGAUUUGGAGGCACGUACUAACGAUAUCAAGAAAAUGGCCAACAAUGCUCGUAACAAACUGAAGACCAUUGAAAGGAAUCUAGAGAUGGAAGAAGUGGAGAGAGUAUCGGCCGACUUGAGAAUACGCAAAUCACAGCACGCCGUACUUUCCAGGAAGUUUGUUGAUGUGAUGACCAAAUACAAUGAAGCCCAGGUUGACUUCAGAGAGAAAAGCAAAGGUCGCAUUCAGAGACAAUUAGAGAUCACUGGUAAAACCACAACUGAUGAGGAGCUGGAGGAGAUGCUGGAGGGAGGAAACACAGCUGUUUUCACAGCGGGGAUCGUGGAUUCAGGGAUCUCUAAACAAGCGCUGAGUGAGAUCGAAUCACGUCACAAAGACAUUGUGCGUCUGGAGAGCAGCAUAAAGGAACUGCACGACAUGUUUGUGGACAUCGCCAUGCUGGUGGAGAGCCAGGGCAACAUGGUUGAUAACAUUGAGGUGAAUGUAGGUAAAGCAGUCGAUCACGUUGAAGCGGCAAAAGCUGAAACCAAGAAAGCUGUCAGGUAUCAGAGCAAAGCCAGGAAGAAAACGAUUAUUAUAGUGUCUGUGGUUUUGGCGGUUUUGGCAGUUAUUGCGCUGAUAGUGGGUUUAUCCGUAGGUCUGAAAUAAAGGCUGUGAAGAUGAUCGUACUGGGGGUGAUUGGUGCUGUGGUGUCUACGAUAACCUCUGUGGCUGCUCACAAACUCUCCAUGAUUACAGAUGAUCAUUUCCUCCACUCCUUUCCACCCUCCCUGUUUUUCCUUGGAAGUACGUCAAGACAAAUGCUCCGCCCCCUUCACCUGUGGCCCCUCCCCUCAUCAGCACAAACCAAUGGGAACCCGAGGGAUGCUCAAGGAAACAGACUGUGUUUUUUUGUUGUUGUUGUUGUUGUUGUUAGGAUGUGAUUGGAAAUGUUUAAGGAACUUCUACUACAUUGAAGGAAGCACGUUUUAAAUACACGGACAAAUCCAUGAGCACAAAAUAAGGGAUUUUUAUGAGACUUAUAAGGGGAAGGUAACUUCCAUUUCACGCCUUAAUGUUUUUAUUGUAUCGUGUGUUCAUUAGACACAUCAGUGUCUACAUCUACCGGAUGAACUGCUGAGAUUUUCUUGAUCAAAAGGGCUUGGAGACUCAAAUGUGAUUCCAGCUUCUAUUUUGGAUCCCUAUGAAAUGAACACCAUAAGCUAAGCAUUGAUGGGACGUCCAGAACGGGAGAAGCCCACACGAGUAGAUUUUUAUUGUGAUGAACGUCUGUAUGGGAAUUAACCUAAGGAAUAAAUUACUUUAUAUAUUUUC